AUGGACGGGAUGAUCGAGUUGAUCGUGAAAAGAAUGCGCACCGACGAUCUGCUGGUGGUGCUCGGUGACCACGGGAUGACAUCGAGUGGCGACCACGGUGGCGAUACAACCCCCGAAGUGACUGCCGGGCUUCUGAUCCAUUCGCCAUCACUGAAAUUUACCCCCCUGACGGCGGUGCCCCGCCAGAUCGACCUCGUACCAUCGUUGGCUCUACUCCUCGGCGUCCCGAUUCCAUUCUCCAACCUCGGCAUCGUCAUCCCGCAGCUUUUCCCGAAACGCCAGGAUCUCAGCCAGGCCGUCCAGCUCAAUUAUGAGCAAGUCAUCCGUGAUGAGCCGAACUCGUUCUCACAGCUCGUCAUCCGAUCUGGCGUCCUCUUAUUGCAGAUGGGGCUUUAUAAUGGAGGAUCAGACAGCAUCUCCGUUCCGCCGCUACUGGCCACUCUCGUCAUUCUCACCCUAUUCCACCUGGGAAAAAUGGCGCUCUGCCAAGCCCUCGUCAGCCUCGCCUUCCUUUCCGUCUAUUUUCAUUGGGGCCUCGACUUGGUCAGCCAUGAUAGUGAUAAUAUAAAGCUUGCGCUGCUGAGCACCGCUUGGCUCGUCUACGCUAUCGCUGCCUUGGUUCUCGUGCUCAAUUUUAGGCCCAACUCGGAGCAAAGCUGUGCACAGCAACGUUGGAAUAUAUUCCAUGGUCUCUUGCCGAUCCUAUACCUACUGCUCGGCGAGGAGAUGGCCAUUGGCUUGACAAUCUUUAUCAUGAUCUCGCUACGAAUCCAUAGUGUGGUAAAUGCAGAAUUUAAAACUGGUGCCGAAACGACAUUGCUGGGGCUCGGUUUCUACUUUCUGGGCCACUCGCCGACCCUGACUGCAAUCCCAUGGACUGCCGCCUUUAUCGGACCUUGCUCGUGCUCACCAACCUUUUCGCCUCAACCGUCGUAUUUUGCGGCACGAUGUUAUUACAGCCUUCUCUCGACCUCGUCCCGC
This is a messenger RNA of Mesorhabditis spiculigera, 981 nucleotides long. NCBI's taxonomy places the organism in Eukaryota, Metazoa, Nematoda, Chromadorea, Rhabditida, Rhabditidae. The record is from the annotation of a GenBank genome assembly.